This is a messenger RNA of Penicillium mononematosum, 2217 nucleotides long. RefSeq lists its product as uncharacterized. Gene Ontology annotation, biological process: positive regulation of transcription from RNA polymerase II promoter by galactose; DNA-templated transcription. The record is from RefSeq and is a predicted model, not a curated record. Gene Ontology annotation, molecular function: zinc ion binding; DNA-binding transcription factor activity, RNA polymerase II-specific; RNA polymerase II cis-regulatory region sequence-specific DNA binding. The coding region runs from base 1 to 2217 and encodes 738 amino acids. The transcript is spliced from 4 exons. Lineage: Eukaryota; Fungi; Ascomycota; Eurotiomycetes; Eurotiales; Aspergillaceae. Gene Ontology annotation, cellular component: nucleus.
AUGACGGAUGCUGGAGUACGAGCCCGUCAAACUUCGAGUGUGAAUCCUUCGCGUGUGGCCAGCAGCAGGCUGGGUAAAUACGCAUGUCGGGAAUGCCGACGACGCAAGUCGAAAUGUGACCGCCGACUUCCCAAUUGCUCUUUGUGCAUUAAAUUUGGUCGAAGGUGUACCUACGAACUACUAGCCAAAACACCAUUGACCAGGCAACACUUAACCCAAGUAGAGGAGGAGCUGGCUCGCACAAAGGCCCUGCUCUCCAAACAUUUGCCGCGGUCAACUCCCGAUAAUCAUGGGGUUGACCAAUCCCGCUACCAGAGCCCUACCGUGACGAGCGAUCACCAACUACCUCCAGUUGUCCCUGACGGAGAAUCUUCAUUCCAACAUGACGGAGUUCAAACUGCACAUGAUAAUAUGGGAACCACGAACGGACCUCCUUCCAUCAUCAGCAACCAGACCUUGUUAAAUGCUUCAACGGGAUCUCCCUCCAGGAGCGGGCAGCCUUUCCCUUCCCAUGACAGCAGGGCGUCGUCGGCCUCCCACCGACCAAAUUCUUGGGCCCAGGAGACUAUACACAGGCGAGAGACUGUGGUGGCUUCGUUGGAAACACCACCGUCAAUUACGGGGUUUGAAUGGGAUGAAAGGUUAGAAGACCAAGGCGAGGAUGAUUUCGUCGACGGGAUGGCUAUCCUACCAAGCAGGGUCAAUGGUGGAGGAUAUUUGGGGACCGCAUCCGGUGCUGCGCUCAUCCGUUUGACGGAAAGUCAAGACUCUGAGUGGCCUGACAUGUCCGCGUCCGAUCAACGAUGCGAAACAGCAUACUCUCAUCAGCGGACGCGUGUAGCCUUCUCUUUAACCUCGCUGUCCCAGCUGGAACCUUUCAUCGAUGCAUACUUCUCCCUCUACCAUUGCUCGUAUCCAAUCAUUCACGAAGCAACAUUCCGCGCUCAGUUCAUGGAAGUGAUCCCACGACCGGCAAAGACUGCCUGGCAAGUAUUAUUAUAUGUGGUAGCCGCCUUAGGUGCAUUUACAGCUGCUGUGACUCCAACUGAUGUUGACUUCGCUUUAUUCAAAGCUGCCAAGGCUCGGCUGACGAUAGAUGUCUUGGAAACUGGCAACUUGACUCUGGUGCAAGCAUUGACCCUAGGCUCAAAUUAUCUGCAAAAGCGGAAUAAGCCAAACUCUGGGUAUAACUAUCUCGGCCUCGCCAGAAGAAUGGCCAUUGGAAUUGGCCUGCACAAAGAGUUUCCUGCAUCAAAGCUUUCCCUUCUUGCGCUGGAGAUGAGAAGAAGGGUGUGGUAUUGUCUGUAUAUCUUUGAUGUGGGGGCAGUGAUUACUUUAUCCCGGCCUCUUGAUUUACCGGAGCAGGGAAUUGAGACUCAUCUGCCGCUGAAUAUCCACGAGAGUAGCAUCACCCCUGGCACACAGGUUGUUCCAUCUCCGGUACCGGAAACAACAGUCUACACGCACCUGAGGGCCCAAGCGACAUUUCAUCUAAAGACAAACAUCAUCUAUUCUAAAAUCAUUUCGACUCCCCUUCCAUCCGCGUCAGAGAUCAUUGAGUUAGACAACCUCGUCAUUGGAGAAUGGUUGCACUCCCUUCCGCCCUGCUUCAAUGAGGAUGCCGUCCAAUCGACCAGAUUCACCCUCUGCCACGCGAUCUUGAAAUGGCGGUACCGCAAUCUUCGUAUAUUGAUGUAUCGGCCGUUCUUGGUGGGGCGAUUGAUGCUAGGUUCUGAGAUUGGUCUGAGCGGUACAGGCGAUAAAGACGAACCUCACGUUGAACUUGCUAUUCAAAGGUGCCUCGAUGCUGCCAAAGAAUCGGUCGAACUAAUCUCAUCAUUUUGGGGUCAAGAUCAGAAAACAACAAUGGCCUGUUGGUAUGGUCUAUACUUCUUAUUCCAAGCGAUCUUGAUCCCUGUGAUUUGCUUGCGCAACAGCCCUUCCGUUCCGGCUGCCGAUGACUGGCGGGCACAGAUCUUUCUAGCGAUUCAGACGCUCGAGUCGAUGACGCCAUCGAACGCUAAUUCACAUCGUUUCUUGAGGACCAUACAUUCUUUAUGCAGUUUCUAUCUCCACCCCGGAUGGACGGUUGGCAGGGUCCGAUCCAAGAAUCACCGGAGACUCAGAUCACAAACCUCUAUCCACUUAUGUGGCCUACCCUUGAAAUGGCACACAUUGACGGAGUGGAUCCCGCGCUGUAUGUUCCCUUACGUCUGA